AUGUCGGACCCUAAACGUUCUGGUCUUAUAACAGUGAGUGCUCCAAAAAGUACAAAGAAAAAACAGGAGAAAACAGUGAGAUUAACUAUAAAUUUGGACGAAAGCAACGAAAGUAAAUAUCCUGAGUUGGAUUACUAUAAACUAGUCAGAGAAGCACGGGCAAAUGAAAAGAGAUUGAAUGGCACUACAUCCGGACUGAACGAUACUUUUUACGAUAAAGAUGAUGAUCAAGUUAAGAGAAUUGCUAUGCAAAUGGAACAGAAGUAUGGUAACCAAAGUGCAUACGGCAAGAAAAGCAAGUCCAACGGAGAUGACGUAGAUAUAGGAGCUGGAUAUGACGAUAACGACUCUUUCAUAGAUAAUACUGAUGCGUACGACGAGAGGAUAAAGCCAGACGAAGAGCCCAUGUACGGUGGUUUCUACAUUAAUAGUGGCUCUCUAGUGUUUAAAAAGGUCUCUGAUAAACCGAGCUUCAGGAAAGACAGAAAGCAUCGUAUAAAUUCAAGCAGCAGCAGUAACAAGGAGUCGGACUCGUCGUCAGAUUCAGACAGUCAAGAUGCAAAGGACUCGAAGGAUGCUGUGAAUGGUGUCGAUUCUCAUGAAACUGAGCAUAGGAAAAAGAAGAACAAAGAUAUUGAUAAGGAGAAAGCUAAGAAGAUACGACGGACGGAUUCGUCGGCGGCCACGUCUGGGAAGCAAACUUCGGACGAUAAUGGACAAGGCGAUGGCGAGAGUGCAGACUCGAGGACGUCGGACUCACUCACGUCUAAACCAGCCCCCAGUUCAGAGAAUGCAAUCACAUCGGACAGCUCCAGAGAUGCAGAAACGAAGGAGGAAAUGAAACAGCUGCCAUCUUCAGUCGGCCAACAAUUAGAAGAGUUGGAAAUGUUAAGUCGUCAGUUCCAUAAAGACGAUGAAAGGAUUGAGCAGUGGUUCAGAAGCCUAGAAAAGAUCUUAAACGAGGCCAGUGCGAAUGAUAACGUACGACGACUCGCGUCUAAUUGUAUUGUCAAGAUUUUGAACGUAACUCCUGACUCGAAGUUAUUGCAACGACUGAAAACGCCAUCUUCACUGCCAGAAAGUAAAGGAGUCUCUGUAAUACCAUCAUCUACCUCUCAAAUUGCUCUAUCCACUGCCAUUGUAACCACAUCAACCACCAUGACCAGUUCACUACAUAAUAAGAGGAAAGCAGACGAUAUGUUGGAUAAAUUAGAUGUUAAUAAUCUCACAGAGGCAGAGAGAGAGGCCAAAAUUGAAGAAACUUUGCUCAGAUUAAAGAUUUUAAUAGAAGAACGCAAGCCGGCCAUGAUGGCGGCGUACAAGGCGGACUGUGACAGGGUUCAGGAAGAAAAGAAAAAGCUACAGAUCGCCGCUUCAUCGCACGGCGCACCGCAUAUAGACAAGCGGCGUCCCAAGCGUCGCUUCCCGUGGUGUCCGCGAGCGAAGGCGUUGCUGACGCGCCUGGCGUCGCUGGCCGCCGCCGGCGCGGGCACCAGGGCGCCAGCAGCGCAUGGGAGUGCAGCGGCAGAGCUGCUGGCCAAGCGGGCCCUGCCACUGUUCCCGGCUGGGUUUGUUCGUAUGCCCACUUUGCUGAAGCAGGCUGACCUGAACAAGGAAUUCAAAGAGUCAGAUUUAAAACGACCGCGACUUGCGUCGACGUCGCAGUCAGUAAUAACCAAUACGCAACAGUUCACGGAAUCUAUACAGUUCCCAAGUUCACUCACUGUUACGACAUCAAUCAAAACGGAAACAGAUGAAGAGAAAGAAAUAAAAUAUAAAAAAGCACUUUAUUCCUCACUUAAUUCUUAUCCACUCAAUAGGGAAUUAAAAAUAGAGAAACAAGAGGAUGUAAAAAGGGAAGAGCGGUGUAAAGAAGAUUCAUACAUUCCCAAUAACAUCGGCAGUAUAACGAUAACUCCAGUUACAAACCAGAAAGAGAAAAAAUCCAGUGAAAAAUCAAAAGAACCGUUAAUACGUGUUAAAUCUCCACACGCGCUUAACGAAAUGAUUCACAAAAAAGAGAAAGACAAAGUGAGAAAGCCGGAGAAGUCAAAAAAUGUUGAAUCUCCACUACACAUAGACACGAGUUAUGCAAAUAAAAAAGAAUUAACUAGUCCCAAACACAAAGAUGAAAUUACCCAAAAACAUAUCGAAAGUUUGAGAAUAAUGGAGAACAACAUACCCACACCUGGCCUAGUUUCUGUGAGACAUUCGCCAACGUUUGUCAAACCUGACAAAAGACCCCCCGAACUUAAGAAGAAGAAGGAAAUCAUUAUAGUUUCAGAUUUAAAUCCUUUAGCGGAUAUAGAUCAAGAACCGUUAACGUUGGAUGAUAGUAGCAGUGAUGUGGAAUUAGUGGAAGUGAAACCAGACAAAAGUGAACCUAAGUGUAAAAGUGAAGUGCCUUUGGAGGACAAAGUGAAAGUGAACAGUGUUAAACAUAUUGAAAAAGUUAGUGAUGUUGAUGAAAUUACUGAACAAGAUAUUGCCGGGCUCACCAAGAGUAUUCAGGAAAUGAAGAAUUCACAAGAGCCUGUAAAUUUGAACUGCAAUUCAUAUGGCGGUGUUAUCACAAGUGCUCACACUGCAAACAGACAUGUGUACAACAGAAACGAUACGCGCACUAGGGAUAACUUAAUGAAGAGAAUAAGUUUUUUUGAAAAAAAUGGAUGGAUACCGUCACAGACAGAUGUAAAGUCGUUGUUGCGCGAUGAAGAAGUGAUGAAA
Messenger RNA from Brenthis ino (lesser marbled fritillary), 2727 nucleotides. The record is from the annotation of a GenBank genome assembly. Lineage: Eukaryota; Metazoa; Arthropoda; Insecta; Lepidoptera; Nymphalidae.